AUGUCACUUGUCAAUAAAAGUUUUAAAUUAGAAGAUGCAAAUACCAUUCCAGCAGUUGGUUAUGGUGUUGGUACUGCACAUUUCAAAAGAGAUCCAAAAAGUGGAGUUAAUAAAGAAUUAGUUGGAUUAAUCAGGACUGCAAUAGAAGGAGGUUUUAAGCUCAUUGAUGGUGCUAGUGUGUAUGGUACGAACAUAGAAAUUGGCCAAGCUUGGAAAGAAAGUGGAGUUGAUAGAAAAGACAUAUUCAUUUCUAAUAAAUACAAUACGAACCACGAACAUGCAAAACAUGUUAGUAUCAAAGAUCAAUUUAAAUCGGAUUUAGAAGAAUUACAAACAGAUUAUGUUGAUUUAUACCUUUUACAUUAUCCAUAUAUUAAAAAGGAAACUCAUGGUUUUAAUUUAAGUGAAGCUUGGAAAGAAUUAGAACAUCUUAGAGAUGAAGGAUUAGCAAGAAAUAUAGGAGUUUCAAAUUUUCAAAUUGAAGAUUUAGAUCAUAUUAUAAAAUCAAAUCCAAAAUAUUAUCCUCAAGUUAAUCAAAUUGAAUUUAGUGCUUAUUUACAAGAUCAAACUCCAGGAAUUGUUGAAUAUUGUCAAAAACAAUCCAUAUUAGUUGAAAGUUAUGGUCCAUUAGGUCCAAUUACAAAAGGUAAACCAGGUCCAUUAGAUCCAAUUUUAGAAAAAUUAAGUAAAAAAUAUAAUAAAACUGAAGAUCAAAUUUUAUUAAGAUGGGUUUUACAAAAAAAUGUUUUACCAAUUACUACUUCCUCAAAAGAAAAUAGAAUUAAAGCUAUUUUAGAAAUUUUUGAUUUUGAACUUGAUAAAGAGGAUGAAGAAGAAAUUACAAAAAUUGGUAAACAAAAAACAGUUAGACAAUUUUCAAAAGAAUAUUCAAAAUAUGAUUAA
Lodderomyces pseudojiufengensis is the source of this 903-nucleotide messenger RNA. RefSeq names its product aldo/keto reductase. Gene Ontology annotation, molecular function: oxidoreductase activity, acting on NAD(P)H as acceptor. Lineage: Eukaryota; Fungi; Ascomycota; Pichiomycetes; Serinales; Debaryomycetaceae. The transcript has a single exon. Bases 1 to 903 code for a protein of 300 amino acids. The record is from RefSeq and is a predicted model, not a curated record.